Messenger RNA from Colletotrichum karsti, 3087 nucleotides. RefSeq names its product NF-X1 type zinc finger. The transcript has 9 exons. Gene Ontology annotation, molecular function: DNA-binding transcription factor activity, RNA polymerase II-specific; RNA polymerase II transcription regulatory region sequence-specific DNA binding; zinc ion binding. Gene Ontology annotation, cellular component: nucleus. Lineage: Eukaryota; Fungi; Ascomycota; Sordariomycetes; Glomerellales; Glomerellaceae. Gene Ontology annotation, biological process: negative regulation of transcription by RNA polymerase II. The record is from RefSeq and is a predicted model, not a curated record. Bases 1 to 3087 code for a protein of 1028 amino acids.
AUGGCUUCCCCUGUCGCCCAGUACACCGAUCUUACCGCCGAGCAGAAAAACAUCGUUGAUGAUUGGCUUCCGCUUCUGAACUUUUUCAACCGAGAGAAGCCACUCGACACAAACGAGAAGCGGGAAGAGGCCAGCAAGCACGUCUGGGUCCAAGUUGGAACUCUGGACCAGGACGCUGAGCAGGCGCACAAAGCUGGGGGUAACAUGAGUCCCAUCCCUUACCACAGAGCCCGGGGCGCCCCCGUUUACAUCAAGGACAACUACUUCCCGGAUGGCAUCACCUACACCCUCCUGGACGGCCGCAGCCUCCGGCAGGCGCAAAAGGACUGUGCGACCAAAUGGGACCGAGGCCAAGUCGAGACCAUCCGUCGCCAUAACACCCAGUACAUCGUGCACUAUAUGAGAACGACUCUGCGGCUCUCGCUUGAGCCCGGCUGCGCUUAUACUGUCACCAACCUGUCUAUGGAAGCCAGUAAAAAUUCCGACCUGGUCGGCAAGCUCAAGCACAUCGAACUCAGCCUCGACCUCUGUAAAGACAUUGACAAGGAGGAGGUAUUCGAGGGCUACUCGGAGGCCAAAUACUCACAGGCCUCUGAACGUCUUUCUAUGACAGCGGUACCGGGAACGCAACGGACGUUUGGUGGUCGUUUGACGACGAACGCCAACGCUGACGAAAAUGCCGUGGCCGGUCUGAGUGCAGACGCCCCGGAUUUUGUUCCUGGACAGCCCGUUCCUCAGAGAGCCGCACCCACUCCUAAGCAGAAGAAGCCUCAAUAUCCCUCGGCACCAAAGUCUACGGCUGCGGACUUGCCCACGCGUAUUCACGAGGACAUCAGCCACGGCCACGAGACCGACUAUGGAAGUGGAUGGAGUUGCAAGGAGAUUUGCGGGGACAUGCUGCCAUGCGGCGAGCACUUCUGCGCAACACCGUGUCACCCUGGCUUGUGCGGUAGCUGCGAAGUGCCUAUGCAGGCAAGAUGCUACUGCGGAAAGGAGCACAAAGAGAUACCAUGCGACCGACGAGGCGAUCUAGAGAUGUCAUUCAACCACGGCCAAGUCUCCAGCGUGGAUUCCGAAGACGUUUCCGAGGAAAGCUGGUUUGAUGGCUCCUUCGAUUGCGGCGCGAACUGCGGAAGGAAAUAUGACUGUGGUAUUCACGAGUGCGAGAAGAGUUGCCAUCCUCAAGACGAAGUCUCAGCACACUGCCCGUUCUCUCCCGAUGUCGUCUUGGACUGCCCAUGUGGCAAGACACCGCUGGGAGAGCUACUCGACCAGCCGAGACAAUCUUGCGAGGACAAGAUUCCGCACUGCAAGAAGACCUGCGGCAAGACAUUGGGCGACAUCGCGACGCCCAUGUGCAUGAAGGUAUGCCAGGCGCAGCUCAACUGUGGCCGCCACAAGUGCGGCGAACAUUGCUGCCCCGGAGAGAAGAGAGCUAUCGAGCGGCAGGCUGCCAAAAGGAAGCACAGGCAACAGGCUGCGGAAGAGGUGGAGGCAGAGCACAUCUGUGUGCGCGUCUGUGGAAGAACGCUGAAGUGCGGUACGCAUCAGUGUUCUCAGAUCUGCCACUCUGGCCCCUGUCCCAGUUGUCUUGAAGCUGUCUUUGAGGAGAUCAGUUGCGCAUGCGGCAGAACCGUCCUUCAGCCGCCUCAGCCCUGUGGUACACGACCUCCUGAGUGUCGUUUCGACUGCACGAGAGCGCCGCCUUGCGGCCAUCCUUCGAUCAAGCACAAUUGCCAUCCUGACGACGUUCCGUGCCCGAAGUGUCCAUUCCUCGUCGAGAAGGCCUGUAUCUGCGGAAAGCAGCGAAUGAAGAAUAGGCCUUGCUGGUUGGAGGAGACUCGUUGCGGUCUUCCUUGUGGCAAGAAACUCAAGUGCGGCACCCAUACUUGCAGGAAGGAAUGCCAUCGCCCUGGGGAAUGCGAGGACGCAGAGAUCCCGGGUUCGCACUGCGCUCAACCUUGCGGCAAAACACGCAAGUCGUGUGAGCACUCCUGCCAGGACGUGUGCCACGCCCCUUAUCAGUGCAAAGAAGACCGCCCGUGCCAGAGCAAGACCUUCAUCACUUGCGAUUGCCAAAACCGCAAGAAGGAAGUGAAAUGCCUCGCCACGAAAACCAACCCAACACCAGAACGUGACGUACUCAAGUGCGACGACGAGUGCCUCCGGCUGCAACGCAACCAACGUCUCGCCGCCGCCCUCAACGUCGACCCGGACCACACCGAUGACCACGUUCCCUACUCCGACACCACCCUCAAGCUCUUCCGCGAUCUCUCCCUGAACUGGGUCCAGACCCAGGAGCGCGAGUUCCGCGUCUUCGCCUCCGAGCCCUCCGAGAAGCGCCUCCGCUUCAAGCCCAUGCCCAAAGCCCAGCGUGCGUUCCUCCACAACCUCGCAGCGGACUUCGGCUUCGACUCGGAGAGCCAGGACCCGGAACCGCACCGCCACGUCUCCGUCUUCAAGACCCCCCGUUUCGUCUCCGCCCCGAAGAAGACGCUCGCGCAUUGUGUCAAGAUCCGCUCCGACGCCGCCAAAUCCGCCCCGGCACCCUCCUCCUCCGCAAACGCCUCCGCCGCCCCGGAACCCUUCAACGCCCUCCUCCUCACGGCCCCGCGCUUCGGCCUGACCAUCGACGAGGUCGAAUCCGCCCUCGCCUCCCACCUCAAGGCGCACAACACCCUCUCCUUCACCACCUCCUUCCUCCCCUCCGACGAGAUCCUCAUCCGCGCCGUCCCCGUGACGUCGUGGGGCACGACCCCCUCGGCGAUCGAGUCCUCCCUCGCGUCCCUCAAACCCCUCGUCACCCGCACCAUCACGAAAGAAGGCCUCGCCGCCUCCGCCAUCCUCGUCAACGCCGACGCCAACCUCAACGUCCUCCGCCGCGAGGGCGCCGCCGCCGGUGCCGGCGCCGGGGGCUGGAACGCCGUCGUCGGGCGCGCCGCCGCGCAGCGUAGGGCGUUCGCGCCGGCCAAGCCCGCCGAGACGCGCUCCACCAGCGGCUUCGUCAGCUUCUCCAAGCUGGCGCGCAAGAAGGUCGUCGAGGACUCCGUGGCGGAUGACUGGGAGGCGGCCGCCGAGGACGAGUGA